This is a messenger RNA of Psammomys obesus (fat sand rat), 3404 nucleotides long. RefSeq names its product canopy FGF signaling regulator 1 (gene Cnpy1). NCBI's taxonomy places the organism in Eukaryota, Metazoa, Chordata, Mammalia, Rodentia, Muridae. Gene Ontology annotation, cellular component: endoplasmic reticulum. The record is from RefSeq and is a predicted model, not a curated record. The transcript is spliced from 3 exons. Bases 556 to 834 code for a protein of 92 amino acids.
CCUGCGCCUGGGGCGGAGGUGGUGGCAUGGAGCCCACCGCGCCCCGGCAGGUCCCGGAGGGAGAGGGGCGCCCGGGACGCGCGCCAGCUGUUCUCAGAGCAAGCCGGGGCCAGUGAGGGGCGCCCCGGUCCCCUCAGCUCACGACCACCUCGGCGUGGACCCCGCAUAGCCUUCGCGCGAUGUGUUCGGAAGGCGAGGGGGGCAGAAGUGUGGCUUCCCCGCAGCACUGAUGCGCUCGCCCCCCCUCCCGUUUUCUGUGCUCCCUUCAGUCUCUACUCAACAACUUUUAAAAAUGACAUCUACAAGUACAGUUUCUAGAUUUUUUUUUUCCUUUGCUUACUGUCAAGCACGUUAUUUUCUCGCUAGAAUUUAAGCUCUCUUUAAGCUUCAUAAAGAACGGUGCAGCUGCUUCCGUUAGGAAGCCGUCCUUCCACGCGUCCACUGGACCCGCAUGGGCGUGGGCAAGUGUCCUGGCUGGUUCUGUUCUUCUUGUAGGUUCCCCUGGCCCAGUCCGAGGAGUUUCUCAUCGACCUUUUGGAUAAAGUGUGUCUGCGAAUGAACGAUUACCAGCUGGAGGACGACCCAGUGACUAAGCAGAAGUAUUUCAGGAGAUACGCUCCGAGAAAGGGAGACAAAAUAUACAAAGAAUAUAAAAAGUUCUUCUUUUAUUCCGAUGCCUUCAAACCUUUGAGAUUCGCGUGCGAAGCCAUCAUCGAAAAGUAUGAGGAUGAGAUAUUCGCACUUAUCGCCCAGGAGGCAACCCAUCUAGCUGACAUGCUGUGCAGUGAAAAAUCAGAUCUAUGCGGCACUCCUAUCAAUCAUCCUGAACCCUGAGAGUGAGGAGUGGAGUCAUGGCCCCAAAGGUCACUGCGUGCCUCCAUCCCUGUGUCUGCCCUGAUAAGGACGUUCAUCUCCCGUCUGCUGUACUUGUCUCAUGCGUGAUAUUGGUUUGAAAAUCUCUUGUUUGGCAUCGUGACAAGCCCCAAAUCUUCUUUUAGGUGAAGAGAGGUUUCUCAAACUGAACACCCCUUUGCAAAUUUGGAUGGAAGCUGGCUUGGCAAUAGAGCAUUAAGUUUGGCCGUGGGAAAAGGGUGAAGCCAUUUCUUUAAGUCAGUAGGGGUUUCAAGGGUGGGUAGAGUGUUUCAUAGCAAGUGUGUCUGACGUAUCCACACACAUGGUUUCCUGUUUGGGAAGAACUCAAUUUGACUUCUCAAAUACUCGGUCAGUUAUAAUUCAAGGCAUUUAGGUGCAGGUUAUUCUGGAAGGUUCUGUGUGGUGCAUGUAAAGUCCUCCUCCCCCAGUCAGGAAUGGGGCUUACAGAUCUGGAAACUCCUACAUCUUAGACCUUUAGCCCUAAGAUUCAGAAGAACAGAUGAAAAGGAGUGGCUACUUCUCACACCGAAUGGCCAUCACAGCUGUCUCCUAACCCGGCUCUGAGUUCAGAUGUUUCGGAAGGUUAUCGCACACUGGGUUGGGAAAGAUAUGGCACCGAACACAUUUUUGUCUUGCUUGAAGCUCUCUUGGUUUGUUUUCCCCUCAGUGAUCACAGUGUGUAGAUUUUUAUUUAUGUAUUUAUUUUUGGAUGUAGAGGGAAAUUCACCUUUCCUACGCUUAGUGUAUCGCAAUGUGGUAACAGCUUCUCCUGGGUGUUCUCAUUGUCUCUGCUAAAUUUGCAUUCAGUGGAAUUGAACUUUAAUUAUUCAGCAUGUGUGGGUACAGGUUACACCUGUUUAAUUAAAGAAAUUUUCAUCAUUGUCAGUGAAACUUGCAUGGGUAACAGGCAAAUUUUGAACCAGAAGAGCUAAAAUGGAUGUUUAUAAAACCAUCCAGAAAUGACAGUAUUUAGAUCAUUUACUGGGCUCCUCAGGCAGAAUAAUCUUUAUAUUUGCAAACAUUUACCCAAAUAAAGGGAAGAUAUUUCUAUUUUUUUUCCCUCCCCUUAGUCUUAAGUCUCAAUGUCACUUGUUUAUCUGGGAAUCUGAGAAAGUGUGUGCUUUUGCAAUGUGUCUGUGGCUGGCUGGAUCAUAGGUCCUCUGUAACCCUGAGGUUCUGUGUUCAAAACAAACAAGGAAGAGGAGACACAAGGACCAGUGAUGCUGCUUCCCAGCAGGGAAGAAAACUGUUACUUAAAGCAUAUUCUGAGCUAUAGUGGGCGAUGUCAGAGAGAGAGAGAGAGAGAGAGAGAGAGAGAAGGGGGACCCUUGUUCCUGUACCUUAUUUUUAUAACCUGUAAGAUUAAACUUGGCCUUUGAGACAGGAAGUCUUGUUAGCAUUCUUUUACCUGGACUUUCUCGGUAAAUGCACACUAUGGUGCUGUUUCAUAAAAUUGCCUUUAUGGGAACUUCCCAUUAUCAGGAGGGUUCUCACCUGCUGGGGCCUUUAUGAAGAUAUAUGGUCAGACACUUAGAUUAUCAUAUUUUCUUAGAUUUUUCACCAAACAGGGUUAUGGAUCUUACAAUGGUUUUGAUAUCUUGACAUUUUAAAAAAAUUCUUUUCCAUAUCAAGCUUUUGAAUUCAUACGAAUGCCUGUAGCUUACUGAGUUGCUGAUUAAACCUUGGUUGGAUUGAGAAUUACCCAGAGCCCCAGGUAUCUGCCUGCUUCCUGUAAGAUGCCUGCUUUUCUGGGAAGUAGGAGAGAGAAGCUGGGCUGGCUGGCCACUCUUUCUACCUUUAAAAUUACACCAAAUACAAAAGAAGAUGAAAAUCCAGUGGAAAACCACUCACCACUAAAAGCAAAAGAAAGAAGCACCCAACCUGCAAGAUGAAAAUUUCUUAGAGUUAACAAAAAUUUAGACCUCAGUCAAAAAAUAAAUAAUGAUGAUAAUAUUAAAGUUCCUGUUAAGACAGGGUCGGUGAUAAAAAACAGGAAGAGGAGACAUGGUCCAGUGAGAUGUGUUAGGGUUUCCAUGGAAUCCUCACUUGAGCCUGUAUCCUCACAACUCACGAAACAAACUGGCCUAGACAAGAUGCUUAUCUUUGUUCUACAGGUUGCUUUUUGCUAAGAACAAGCCAAGACUGCUGAGCCCAUUUUCUUAGAGAGUACAGAGCAGAACUGAGCCAAAGUCCCAACAGGAAACAUCAACACUUACUUAGACAAGUCCUAAGACAUAGCCAAAGCAGGAGUUCUGACAUACCUUUAUUAGCUUAUAUUGUGGUUAUUCUUAUAUACAUAGUUCAAUGUAAGAAAAAAGAGUUUAAACUGUCUAUCAGUCUUCAAAUUCAGAUUAUGGUAGGAUACUGGGGAAAAGUCAAUCUAGUAUAUGCUUUUGUGGUCUGUUCUUAAACUUGAUACAAACUUGUGAGCUAAUCAUAGACUUAGAAAUGGUAAAGGCCAAUCAGUAGCAUGUGGCACCAUUUGGUACCUAGAUACAGUGAAAGAACAUUAAAUUAUUGUAAUAAAAAUA